Messenger RNA from Octodon degus (degu), 1991 nucleotides. It is a transcript of the gene Afp, whose product is annotated as alpha fetoprotein. The transcript is spliced from 15 exons. Gene Ontology annotation, biological process: transport. Gene Ontology annotation, cellular component: blood microparticle; cytoplasm. Gene Ontology annotation, molecular function: zinc ion binding; fatty acid binding. Bases 14 to 1843 code for a protein of 609 amino acids. Lineage: Eukaryota; Metazoa; Chordata; Mammalia; Rodentia; Octodontidae. The record is from RefSeq and is a predicted model, not a curated record.
GAUAACCACAACCAUGAAGUGGGUGACAUCAAUUAUCUUCAUUUUCCUACUACCUUUCACUGACUCCAAAACAUUGCAUAAAAAUGCAUAUGGAAUAGCAUCGACGUUGGAUUCCUCCCAGUGCUCUUCAGAGAUGAACUUCGUUGAUGUAGCUACCAUAUCCUUUGCCCAAUUUGUUCAAGAAGCCACUUAUGAGGAAGUUAAAAAAAUGGUGACUGAUGUAUUGACUGUAAUCAAGAAGCCUGCUGGAAGCAAGCAGUCUGAAGAAUGUUUAGAAAACCAGUUAUCCGCCUUUCUAGAAGAAAUCUGCCAUGAGAAGGCAAUUCAGGAGAAAUACGGCCUCGUGGACUGCUGCAGCCGCAGUGAGGAGGAAAGGCACGCGUGCCUACUUGCACGCAAAAGGGCAGCUCCGGCGUUCAUUGCACCCUUGCAAGUUCCAGACAUGGCCAUUAGCUGCAAGGCACAUGAAGAAAACAGGGAGACAUUCAUAAACAAAUACAUCUACGAGAUAUCCAGGAGACAUCCCUUCCUAUACCCACCUACUGCUCUCUCUCUGGCUGCCCGCUAUGACAAAAUAUUUCCAUCCUGUUGCAAAGCUGAAAAUGCAGCUGAAUGCUUCCAAGUAGAGGCUGCACCAAUUGAAAAAGACUUAAGAGAAAGCAGCUUAUUAAAUCAACAUGUAUGUGCAGUGAUGAGAAAUUUUGGACCCCGCACUUUUCAAGCCAUAACUAUCACUAAACUGAGCCAGAAGUUCCCGAAAGCGACUUUUUCUGAAAUGCAGAAGCUGGUGCUGGACGUGGUGCACACGCACGAGGAGUGCUGCCGGGGAAACGCGCUGGAGUGCCUGCAGGACGGGGAGAAAAUAAUGUCGUAUAUCUGUUCGAAGCAAGACAUUCUGUCCAGCAAAAUAGCAGAAUGCUGUAAACUUCCCAUCCUUGAGCUCGGCCACUGCAUAAUCCACGCGGAAAAUGGCGAGAUGCCCGAAGGGCUCUCCCUGGAGCUGGUCAGGUUCCUAGGGGACAGGGAUUUUGGCCGCUUCUCCCCGGAGGAGAAAACGAUGUUCUUGGCCAGUUUUAUUCAUGAAUAUUCACGAAGACAUACUGAGCUUGCUGUCUCAAUAAUACUAAGAGUUGCUAAUGGAUACCAUGAGCUACUGGAGAAGUGUGUCCAAUCGGAAAAUCCUCUUGCAUGCCAGGAUAAAGGGGAGCAAGAGCUGCAGAAGUACGUCCAGGAGAGCCAGGCAAUGGCGACCCGAAGCUGUGGCCUUUUCCAGAAACUCGGCGAGUAUCACCUGCAAAACGCAUUUCUUGUUGCUUACACGAAGAAAGCCCCUCAGCUGACCUCAUCUGAACUGAUGGCCUUCACCAGGAAAAUGGUGACCACAGCAGCCACAUGUUGCCAACUCAGUGGGGAGAAGCAGUUGGCUUGUGGGGAAGGAGCGGCUGACCUCAUUAUUGGGCAGUUGUGUAUCAGACAUGAAGCAAGCCCUGUGAACCCUGGAGUGGGCCGUUGCUGCAAUUCUUCCUACGCCAACAGAAGGCCAUGCCUUAGCAGUCUGCUGGUGGAUGAAACAUACAUCUCCCCACCUUUUUCUGCUGACAAAUUCAUCUUCCAUAAAGAUCUGUGCCAAGCUCAGGGUGCAGCAUUACAAGAAAUGAAACAAGAACUUCUCAUUAACCUUGUGAAGCAAAAAGUGCAGAUUACAGAGGAACAACUUGAGACCAUCAUUCCAGAUUUCUCUGGAUUUUUGGAGAAGUGCUGCCAACAUCAGGAGCAGGAAGCCUGCUUUGCUGAGGAGGGCCCAAAACUGAUUUCAAAAACUCGCACUGCUUUGGGAGUUUGAAUUACUUCAGAAGGAAGAGGAGAGAGUCUUCGCAGUUUGGCGUGAACUCUUGUUUGAUUCCCAAUGACAAUAUUUUGAAUUAAUGAAAUGAUGAAGAUUUUUAAUUGAGAUUUCCCUUAUGAUAGAAAUAAAGUAUCUCCAAAAUGUU